GCCACAUUCACUCCUUCACAGCCCAUGAAAAGACUUGUCGGUAACCAAAUCCAUCUAGUCGCAUACUACCCCUGCGCAACCAAACCUCCUUAAACUCAACUCUCUUCACACCAAGAUUCACUCCACGUAAAACAAGCUCACUUACACUAAGAUUCCAAGCUAAAUCUACAUAUUCAUGAGGUAACAAGAGCUUUGUUCUAAUGCAUGCACAUUUAUUUAUUUAUAUUAAAGCUCCCCAAGUAGAUUAUUACAGUGUUUUUGUUUCAGAUCUUAUAAUAUCUGAUAGUUCCACUUAGUUUAUGUGUUCUUUCAUUCUGUAAUAAACCCUGAUAAGUGAUCAACUAAUAAAAUGCUGAACCGGCCGGCUUUGUCUCGGACAGGAAGCUUUCGGGCAGAAAACUUAGGCCAAACUGCCUUAGCAUUGAUUAGUAAUCUAUGUUUCACUAUGUUUGUACUUGUUGUCUUGAUUUUCACUGUAAUUGCGGCUACCUAUAAGCCCGAAGACCCUUUAUUUCAUCCCUCUAGUAGGAUCACUAUGUUCCUCACCUCGGACUCGAAUGCAACUUUUGUAGCGGAUAGUACUGUUGUUAGGACUGGUGAGGAUUUUAUGGCGGUUAAUCAGAGUGCAUUUGGGGGUUUUAUUAAUGUUACGGAUGUGGAUUUGGGGGUUCCGUUGAGGGUUGAUGUUAAUGCGGAUGAGGUGACUGCGUUUGAGUGUGAGGGGCAGAUUGGGGCACCGGUUGAUUGUAGUGAUCCGGGUGUUUUUCAUUUGAUGAUGACUUCUGCAAUUGAGCAGUUUAGGGAUAUACAUUUUUAUAGGUUUGGGAAGCCUGUUAGGGGGGAUAAUGAUAGUUCGUGUCAUAUGGCGUGGAGGUUUAGGCCUAAGGAAGGGAAGGCAGCCGCGUUUUAUAAGGAUUAUAGGAGUUUUGUGAUUGAUAGGUCGGGUAAUUGUACGUUGAGUGUGGUAGGGAUAGGGGAGUAUCAUUCAGGUGGGAAUGCUAGGAAGAGGAAGAAGAAUUUGAGGCCUGGUUUUGAGAAGCCUCAAGCAGAUCAAGAACAAAGGGCUGUUGUUCCUGUUGUUGGAGAGGUUGUGAGUGACGCAUUGCCUGCAAUUGAGUCCGAGGGGUCGUUUAGUAGUGGGAAGUACUUGUUUUACACAGGGGGCGGAGAGAGAUGCAAGAGCAUGGAUCACUUUUUAUGGAGUUUCACGUGUGCUUUGGGCGAGGCUAAGUAUUUGAAUAGGACCCUUGUAAUGGAUAUGAGCAUUUGUCUGUCCUCGGUUUAUACUUCCUCCGGUCAGGAUGAAGAAGGGAAGGAUUUCAGAUAUUACUUUGAUUUUGAGCAUUUGAAGGAUUCCACUUCUGUGCUGGAUCAGACUCAGUUUUGGGUCGAUUGGAACAAAUGGAACCAGAAAGACGGACUAGCUCUCCUCCCUGUGGAUGACUUUAAGAUCACACCGAUGAAGCUGGCAGGGGCGCAAGAAACUCUAAUCAUGAGGAAAUUUGGCGCGGUGGAGCCAGACAAUUAUUGGUACAGGGUCUGUGAAGGAGAUGCAGAAUCGGUUAUUCAACGGCCUUGGCACAUGAUAUGGAAAUCUAGACGUUUGAUGGAGAUAGUGUCAGCAAUUGCUGCAAAAUUGAACUGGGAUUUUGACUCUGUUCAUGUUGUCAGAGGGGAGAAGGCAAGAAACUUGGAACUCUGGCCUAAUCUUGCUGCGGAUACUUCCCCAGAGGCUCUGAUAUCAACCUUGCAAGACAAAGUUGAUGCAGGGAGAAGCCUGUACAUUGCAACUGAUGAAUCAGACACCACGUUUUUUGACCCUCUGAAGGACAAGUUCGCCACUCAUUUUCUCGACGAAUACAAAGAUCUUUGGGAUGAGAACAGUGAGUGGUAUUCUGAGACCAUGAAGCUCAACAACGGGGUUCCGGUAGAAUUUGAUGGUUACAUGAGGGCAUCAGUUGAUACAGAAGUUUUCUUGAGAGGCAAAAGACAGAUUGAAACCUUUAACGACCUUACCAGGGACUGUAAGGAUGGUGUCAACACUUGCACUUCAUCCAGCUAACCACUGAAUUUGUCGACGUCGUCGACGCUGCGGUUCUUAAGAUAGCUCAUCUAAAUCUAAUACAUGUUCUCGGAAUCUUUUACCUUUGAUGAUGCACUGUUAGGUGCUCUGUUUCCAUUUGUUGAUGAGAGUAGUGCCUAUUCUAUGUUCACUUUUUUUAAA
Molecule: messenger RNA, 2224 nt
Organism: Daucus carota subsp. sativus
Lineage: Eukaryota; Viridiplantae; Streptophyta; Magnoliopsida; Apiales; Apiaceae
Exons: 1
Coding region: 350-2062 (570 amino acids)
Cellular component (GO): Golgi apparatus
Source: RefSeq, a predicted model, not a curated record